AUGGAUAGUGAACUCCACCAACUUUCUUCAAGCUCCAGCGCCGACAAGAUGGAUUACCAGAACCGAGCAGGCUCCAAAUUCGGCGGCGGCGGCGUCGCCUCGAAAUCCGCCACCAAUGCAGACCGACGCGAGCGGCUGCGCAAGCUUGCCAUGGAGACAAUGGACGUCGAAAAAGACCCCUACAUCUUCAGGAACCACCUGGGCACAUUCGAGUGCCGACUCUGCCUGACAGUCCACCAGAACGACGGCUCGUAUCUCGCCCACACGCAGGGUCGCAAGCACCAAACGAAUCUCGCACGACGAGCUGCGCGCGAGGCGCGCGAAGGCAAGAACCAGGACCCAUCGUCUAUGCCCGGAGUCGCGGGUGUGCAGGUCAAGAAGCAGCUCAUCAAGAUCGGCCGGCCCGGAUACAAAAUCACCAAGGUCUUGGACCCUCUGACGCGCCAGCAGGGCUUGCUGUUCCAGCUGCAGUUCCAGGAGAUCACUCCUGGUAUCACGCCCCGUGUGCGCUUCAUGUCGGCUUUUGAGCAGCAGGUUGAGACGCCCGAUAAUAAGUUCCAGUACUUGGUUGUUGCUGCGGAGCCUUACCAGACUUGUGCGUUUAAGUUGCAGGCUAGGGAAGUUGAUCGUCGGGAUGAACGCUACUGGACUUGGUUCGAUGAGGAUAGUAAGGAGUUCUGGAUUCAGGUUAUGUUCAAGACUGAGCGGGAGGAGAUAUUCAGUGGUGUGCCUGGUCUGGCGCCCAUGCAGACUUGAAAUUCUUUCAUUCCUAUGCCCUUUUUUUGCUCAUUUAUCUGUCUUGCUCUGUUUUUCUUUCGGACACGCAUCAAAAGAUGGUGGUUGUCUCUAUGGCGGGAAUCAGGAUAGGCGUUUCGGGGUUGUUCCAUGUUGCUACUUAGUUUUUAUCUGAUUCUCGAGCGACUCGCUUUUCAUGACAAUUGAAAUUCAAUUUUGAUGGCAGACAUGCCAUCAACAAUACUUCCAA
Messenger RNA from Penicillium samsonianum, 985 nucleotides. Its product is annotated as spliceosome assembly protein PRP11. Gene Ontology annotation, cellular component: nucleus; U2-type prespliceosome; catalytic step 2 spliceosome. Bases 1 to 756 code for a protein of 251 amino acids. NCBI's taxonomy places the organism in Eukaryota, Fungi, Ascomycota, Eurotiomycetes, Eurotiales, Aspergillaceae. The transcript has 2 exons. The record is from RefSeq and is a predicted model, not a curated record. Gene Ontology annotation, biological process: spliceosomal complex assembly. Gene Ontology annotation, molecular function: zinc ion binding; nucleic acid binding.